GUAUGUCUGUGUGUCUGCCAUGUGUGUGGUGGUACCCACGGAGAUCAGAAGAACUGGACAAGAGACGGUUGUGGGCCACCAGUGUGGGUGCUGGAAACUGAACUUGGUGAUCUUAACUGCUGAGCCCGGUCACAAUCCCUCAAUAUUAAUUCUUAGUUCCUGUUCUAAACUUCCAACUUGCUCCCUGCAGUAUCUCUAGAUCUAGUGCUUUCCCCUGCUUGUUUUAGUCUCUUGUUUUCACAUAGGAGGCUUUUCUUAAACUACUGAUUUCUAAGUUCAUUCCUAUUUAAGAACAAAACCUGGCUGGGCAUGGUAGCAUAUGCCUUUAAUCUGAGCACUUGAGAGGCAGAGGCAGAUGGGUCUCUGUGAGUUUGAGGCCAGCCCUGUCUACAUAGCAAAUUCCCAGGAUAGCCAAGACUGCAUGGAGCAACCCUGUCUCAAAAAAACCAAAUAAUAGUAAUGAUGAUGAGGAUAAUUAAUGAUACUAAAUAAAAAUUUUAAAAGUCACCAGGAAGCUUUGUACAAUCAUUUAUGGGUAGGUGACACUGUGAGGACUAGCUGUAAUUUGAGUGUGUCAUAGAAGAGACUGCAAAACUCAGUAAAUGUUAAUGUUUGGAGGGAAAGGAAGGACAGUUCGUUCACACACACACACACACACACACACACACACACACACACGCACAUACACCCUUUCUGCCACUGAUGCAGAGGAUGCAAGCACCAGCCAGGGUGCUCGGUGUCUAGAAGUGUACCCCUGAGACUAUGAACUGAAACCAUUAUUUUAAACACCACUCUCCUCCACUUUUCAGUGUCUGGAGUUUCUCUUGGAAGAUUUUCCUUCGCGUUCAGCCUCUGUCAUCCUGCAUUGGUGCUGUUUCUCCGGUUCCUUGGAGAACUGUGAGGGCCUCCUAGGUCUCUGAGCAAGCGUUGGCCCUGUCUCAGCUCUGCUCAUUCCUUACCCACUGAUGACUUCCCAACGUCCCAUCCCGGUCUACACUUCUGUGCUGGAGGUCACCAGCCUCCCCUGUGGUGGAGCACUGUUGCCUCUUCUGUCUCCUGGUGUGUCUAGUUGUCCUUCAUUCAGUAUGACACACUGUAAUCAUUUACCCACUUAGUUUUUAUUAAGAGUAGACACAUGGAUACACACAGAUAUCCUUGUCAUGCAUAUGAAUAUUCAGGCAGUCCAAGGGAUAAACACUCCUUCAGUUCCUUCCAGAAGCACUCAAAACUACUAGUUACCUCUAUGUGUUUUAAACAUUGUGUGUGUGUGUGUGUGUGUGUGCGCGCGCACGCUCGCACACGCGCGAGUGUGUGUAGGGGUAGUGAGUGGUGGGGGCAUGUGUAUGCCAUGGCAUAGGUGUGUUUAUGGGGGGGGGACACAUAUGUAUGCCAUGGAAUAGAUAUACGGGUCAGAGAACAACUUGUGGGAAUAAUUUCUCUCCUGUCACCAUGUGGUUCCUGGGGAAUUUGAACUCAGGUCGUCAGGCUUAGUGGCAAGCACUAACCACUUUGCCCACUGAGCUACCUUGCCGACCCUUUACUGUACACCUUCACAGAUAUGCAAACUCGUGAAAGGAAAGAAAGUAGUGGAUUUUACAUUAAAUAACAACAGAUUUUAGCAUGCCCUGGGCUAAGUAAAGAGGAAUGUGUAGCUCUCCUAAUCCUAUUUCAGGGUCCAUUGCAGUUGGUAGAUAUCUUCAAAGGUUCUUCAUUCAAAUAUGUGCAGCUAGUAGCUACCUGCACAAAAGCCAGCUGAGGUUCUAUGGGGGUGGGGCUUAAACACAGGAGGCAGUUGAUGGCAACUUCAGCCUCUUGCAUAGGGCUUUGUAUUGCAUCCCUGCAUCUUUCUCCUGUUUUAUUCUCUGAUUCUUUUCCCCACUCCUCUUCUGGAAACAUCUCACUGACUCUUGGUUCCCCCCACAGACACACACACACUGGCCACAGAUGUAGUCCAUGCCGGCUAAGAAUUACAGCUCUCCCUGGCCUCUACUUUGGCGUCCGGAUGACAGAGCCACCGGCUGCCGAGCCAGACUUGAUCACAGAACUGAAACGGAGAGCUGCACCCUGGAUGAAGGACCCUAACGGGCUAAAGUCGGGGAAAAGUCGCUCCCUAGGAAAAAAGAAGAUGAAGGCGGUGAGAGAAGCCAACAUCCAAACCCAGGCCUCGGCUACAGAGCCCUCACUUGCAGCCUCCACGGAGACAGGCGCCUCUCACUGUCCUCCCAGCAGUGAAGGAGAUGUGGAUGGAUCUAGCAAAGUCAAGAGGACAUCCAGGCCCCGUUCCAUUCAGAGGUCGUGGUUUGGGCAGUUCCCCUGGUUAGUAACGGACUCCCAGGAGACCACGCUGUUCUGCUCUGUCUGCAGAGAAAGACCAACUCUCCGUGACGAGUCAUCCCGUUUGGUUCAAGGUUACGCUGGGCCUUUUAAAGUGGAAACCCUAAAGUACCAUGAGGUCAGUAAGGCGCACAAACUGUGCGUCAACACCGUGGAGAUCAGAGGCGACAGCCCUCAGCCCACCCUCACCGCAGAGAUCUCCAGUGACCUCGUGGCCAGCAUGGAGCACUUCUUCAAUGCCGCCUACUCCAUUGCCUACCACUCCAGGCCCCUGAAUGACUUCGGGAAGGUCUUGCAACUCCUCCAGAACACCGGCACUACGCUGUUAGGCAAGUACCGGAAUCGCACUGCCUGCACGCAAUUCAUCAAGUGCAUCUCCGAGACUCUGAAGAAGGAGAUCCUAAGAGACAUUCGGAACGCCCCGUGCGCGAGCCUGCUAUUGGACAGCUGCAUGGACACCCCCAACCAGGCCUGCGUGGGGAUAUACAUGCGCUACUUGAAGGAGGCGGAGGUGAAGGAGUCCUAUAUCACCCUAGCCCCUCUCUCCAGUGAGACAGUAGAUGGGUACUUUGAGACCAUCAUAGCUGCCCUGGAUGAGCUGGAUAUCCCUUUCCGGAAGCCCGGCUGGGUGGUGGGUCUGGGGACGGAUGGGUCUGCCAUGCUGAGCUGCAAGGGAGGCCUUGUGGGAAAGCUCCAGGAGAUCAUCCCUCAGCUGCUGCCUGUGCACAGCGUGGCCCACCGGCUGCACGUGGCGGUGGUGGACGCCUGUGGGAGCACUGCCCUGCUGAGGAGGUGUGAUCGGCGUAUCCGGACCGUCUUCAAGUUUUAUCAGUCCUCAAACAAGAGGCUCCGUGAGCUGCAGGGUGUUGCAGCUCCCCUGGUGCAGGAAAUCGUCCGUCUGAAGGACCCGAACUCCGUCAGGUGGGUGGCCAGCAAAAGGCGCACUCUGAACGCGCUCAUUGUGAGCUGGCCUGCCCUGACUGGGCACCUUCAGAGUGUGGUAGACGCUGGGGGCCAGGCUGGUCAGAGGGCCAAGGGCUUGCUGAAGCCAAUGAAGAGCUUCCAUUUCAUCAAGUUCUGUCACUUUCUUUCGGAUUUCCUGAGCAUCUUCAGGCCUGUGUCUGAGGUGUGCCAGAAGGAGCUUGUUCUGGUCACAGAAGUGAAUUCUGCCCUGGGGCGUGCCUGUGUGGCGCUGGACGGUCUCCGCCGACAGGCCGGGCCUAAAGAAGAAGAGUUCAAUGCCAGCUUCCAGGAUGGGCAGCUCCACGGCAUCUUCCUGGACAGAGUGGAGACGGCAGAGCAGCGGUUCCAGGCAGACCGGGAGAGAAUGAUCCUGACUGGGGUUGAGUACCUCCAGCAGAGGUUUGCUGCAGACCGCCCCGCACAGCUCAAGAACAUGGAGGUGUUAGACACCACGGCCUGGCCUAGCGGGGUCAAAUUGUCCUGCUUUGGGAACAGUGAUAUUCUCAGCCUUGCCAGGUAUUUUGAGCUUUCCCUCCCUGCGGGUUACAGUGAGGAAGCCUUGCUGGAGGAGUGGCUGACCUUGAAAACGGCUACCCAGAACCUUCCAUUCUCCGUGCUGUGUAAGAGCACCCUGACCCAGCACCACCGAUGCCCUCUACUGAGCAAGCUCAUGGCUGUAGCCGUCAGCCUGCCCAUCUCUGCUUCCUGCUGUGAACGGGGAUUCAAGGCCAUGCACAGGAUCAGGACCGGUGAGAGGACUAAGCUCUCCAGUGAGGUGCUCAACACACUGAUGAUGACAGCCGUGAAUGGCGUGGCAGUCACAGAGUAUGACCCCCAGCCAGCCAUCCAGCACUGGUACAUGACCUCUUCAGGACGACGCUUCAGCCACCACGCCUAUGCCUGUGCCCAGGUGCCUACCCACUCCCGUGCCAAUACCGAGCUCAGGAAGGAGGCGAUGACAACUCUCUGUAAGGAAGAGUCUCUGGACGGAAGACAUCCAUCACACCCUCUGGGGAGCCAUGAGGCGCAGAAGGAUCACAUGGUGAAGGUUCCUGGACCCUGAGCCACCUCAAAGGCCCUGCAGUUCUGAAGAGUGACCUGAGCAAGGCUUUGGAGCGUUUUGAUCAUGGCGAGAGACUCUCUGAAGAUUCUAGGCUGUCCUGGUGGGAUACCUCAUGGGCCCAGAAAGUGGGCAGUGACACAGGGUUGAAGCAGGCAUUCCCAAGGGACAAGACCAUCAAGGCACAGCAAUGCCCCCCCCCAUUGCAAAAGUGUGCCAGGGAAGCACUUACCUCAAGUCUGCUUUUCCCAAAGAAAGAAUUCUGCCAUGGGACUGUUCACCCCAUACAUUCUGGUGUCGGAGGACUUUCCUAAAAUGGGAAGGUGGGGGUAGCAGGUGAAAGGAACAUCCCAGCUCUCUGCAUCCCCGGCCUCUGAGAAAGACCACUUUGGUGGUGGAAAUGACCAUGGUCCGGGGACCUUGGCUUGCGGCAGACGCCCCUAGGAUUGGCCAUUCUGGACCACUGCGGAGGCUCCUACAGCAGAAUCAAGGAGACCCUACCCCUCGAGGCCUGCCUUUAACACAAAACAGACCAACGUCCUAAGAAAGGAGGUCUCAGCACUACUCCUACACACUGAGAAAUGCCUGCUUCCUCUGAAGGGAGCUCCGUGUCCCCCCUCCCUACCCGGGCUAGGGUUGGCUGCCGUGGUACCAGGCAGUGUCCUGAGGAGCACGAGAGGUGGGAACCAGGAGGCGUGGAAUCCAGGCCAGCUCUUCUGCAGACAAUGUGCCCGUGAUUAUUAACCCCUUCCUCUUUUCUGUGCCUCAGUUUUACUCCUUGUGUCGUGGUUGCCACAGAGACUCCAAGUGCUUGUGUUGGCUCCCUGUAGCCGUAGCAUUAGUCGGUGGGAGCCUCAAAGUUCUGGCAAGAAGGGCUUGCCUGGAGCACCAAGCCGCCCGCCUUCUCCCUCCCUCAGGUGCCAAACACCCCAGCAGUGCUCACCAAGUGCCUCAGUGCUAUGCAGACCUCACGGCUCUCAGCCACUUAGUGUGCAGUAGAUAGUUUUCCCACUCGAGAAAAUCUCUCAUCCAGCCUGGGGACUUGGAGAAAAGGGGCAGGCAGGCCUUUUGGCUCCUGGUCUAGGAGGUGGCCCAGGCAUCUUUUCAGAGUUCAGGGAUUUGCCCAGUCAGGGUUGAGGUAUAGGUCUGUAUCCACAUGGCUUACCUUUCCCCUUUCCCAUAGCAUCUUUUUUUUUUUUUUUUUUUUUGAGACAGGGUUUCUCUGCAUUGUUUUGGAGGCUGUCCUGGUACUCGCUCUGUAGGCCUGGCUGGCCUCGAACUCACAGAGAUCCUCCUGCCUCUGCGUCCCGAGUGCUGGGAUUAAAGGCGUGCGGCAGCAACGCCCUGCUUCCCAUAGCAUCUUUCCUUUAAAAGUCCCCCAAGCAAGAACGCCCGUCCUGUGAGUUAAUACAGGCAUGGUUACUGGAAUGAAGUUUGGGGAGCUGAGGUGGCUACCCUGUCCUCUCCACGCCAGCACCCUGGGGUCACCUCCUAAUGUUUUCUUCAGGUAGAAAAGGGGGCUCCAUGGAGCAGGGUGCUUCUAGGUUAAGUCUACCGGAAACGUUGUGUGGCCAUUCAUGCCUGGAACAGGCUGCUUAACCUAGGUGUCUGCCUCACUCAAGUGUUUUGACCAGAGAAGGUACUCCCCAUUGCCGCUUUGCCGGCUCAAGACAAAGAAGCGAUAUUCUCAUGUAGCCCCCCAAGGUGGACACAUGGUAACCAUGCUCACCCUGCAGCCUUUGUGUUCAAGCUGGUCCUAUUUUGCUCUUAGGGCUGGCUGCAUUUCACUGGGCGCACCCUGGUUUUGCCUCAGGGGAAAACAAGUCAAAGGGCAUUGUGAGGAGACACUGCCCCUUUAGCCAGAGCCCUGGCCUUCCCCCUCAGUCUUUGCCUUCUCACAUGCUUGACACCAUCAGCCUCCAUCCCACCAGCCUGUCUCUGAAUAGAUGAGACUGGCCUUAAACUCCUAGAGAUCCGAGUACCCCCCCCUCCUGAGAGCUGGGAUUAUUAAAGGUGUGCGCCUGUUCCCUUGACAGCAUCUCCUGUGUUUCCUAGUACUUAAUCCCUCCCCUCCCUUGAUAACUGGUGCCCCCCGGAGACCGCCCUUCCAAGUACCCAGCAUUGCACUCAGCACUUUGAUUUUAGUAGCCAAAGAGACUUGAGAGUGAGGGAGCCCAGGCCCUGGCCGGUUGGGCACAGUAGAGUGUGGCCACCUCCGGGUCUUGUGGCACAAAGGAUAAGUUUCUAGAGUGCUAAGUGUGGUCAGGUCUGUGGAGGUCACCACCAGCUCCCUCAGACUGGCUCUGUGUGUCUCUGGGAACAAGGAUGACUGGUCUGGGGUGCUCUGGGCUCCUGUUUCAAGGAUAUGCAAAUUAGGCUAAAACACCUUGUUCAAGUCUUACCUUUUGCUAUUUGAUAAAGCAGAAUUUGACUUUC
Molecule: messenger RNA, 6793 nt
Organism: Mesocricetus auratus (golden hamster)
Lineage: Eukaryota; Metazoa; Chordata; Mammalia; Rodentia; Cricetidae
Gene: Znf862
Product: zinc finger protein 862
Exons: 4
Coding region: 1763-4360 (865 amino acids)
Molecular function (GO): protein dimerization activity
Source: RefSeq, a predicted model, not a curated record